Rhagoletis pomonella (apple maggot) is the source of this 6094-nucleotide messenger RNA. RefSeq lists its product as uncharacterized. The record is from RefSeq and is a predicted model, not a curated record. Bases 140 to 5365 code for a protein of 1741 amino acids. The transcript has 12 exons. Lineage: Eukaryota; Metazoa; Arthropoda; Insecta; Diptera; Tephritidae.
GUAGAACACCAACAACUGAUAGCAAAUAACAAAAGCAACAGAAACAGGGAAAGGACCUAAAAAGGCCAGCAUACUGCAGCAGUUGAAGCGUCGAGCAUACUGAAAAAGAAAGAAGAGGGAAAGAGGGACUAAGAGAAACAUGAAUGAAUUCGAUGGUAAGAAAUUCUAUGGAUUUUCGCUGCACAAUGAUCCAGAAUUGAUUACGACGACAAGAAACUUUGAAUUUAAGUACGCCCGCCCCGAGCACUUGGAGCGCGCCAUACAGAAGGUGCAACACAACGUGGCUGAGCAUGACAGACACCGCAAAAAGGACAUCUUGAAUCGACUGUGUAAGGCAAGGAAAAUAACUGCCGUUAGCGAUGUGAACACGCCUUAUUGUCGCGACGCAGAUGUCGAGACACAAGUUUCGCGCAAUGAUGCCACCGGGCGCGUGCGCAAUUUGAGCGACAUUGAAAUCAACCAGCUGAUUGGUAAAGUGAAGAGCUAUGGCGACCUACGCAAGCAGAACUCAACCGAUACUUACGCUAAAGCCAAAGAUACCACAAAAACCGUAAAUCCACCAUCCGCAUUAAAGGGGAUUUUGCGACAAAGGACAUACGAAUUUCCUAGUGGCGGUAGCUUAGGCAACGCUUACCACUGUGGCGCGCGCCAAAGCCACACGGGUGAUGUUUGCGUUGGCGUUGAUGACAACGGUGAUAGUGAUACAUUUUUUUCGGAGCCCACCUCUGAGGACCAAGUAGGUUAUCAUCCAUUCGACAUGCCGCAGGAAUCGUUAUUUGAGACACACACCAUGCAAAUGCCACAUAUGCGACGUGAGCUGCACAGCGGCUUAAAUAAGCUGCCCGAUGUGCCGGAGGAAGAUGAGUUACUCGCAUCAAAAACCGUAAUGCCAACGAUUGUUGAGGAAUUUCGGCAGCUUGAACCCAGGUGGGUGGAAAUUUGUGAAGCGCCAGCAAAAGCGACAGCUCAAUUGAGUGAAAUCAAAAUGCAAAUAGACAAUGAUGGUGAAACGUUGGUGGAGAAGGAGUCUUCUUUCGAAAUAACCGAGCGUUUGCCCACCGAUGUCAUGUACACAAUGCAUUCGCAUGAGUUACAGCUGCCGCUACAAAUAAAUGCGCCGGAAAUGAAGUUGAAGAAUCAACCACCACCACCGCCUAGUCUGCCGAGCAUGACAGUUCCUUAUCAGCAAAGCAGCUACGAUGACAACGCUUCGACGUAUGACGUGGAAGAUAGUGAUCUCGAAUACGAGAUGAUGGGACGCGCCGAAUAUACGAAACUUUGUGGUCAACGCCCAAAAACCAUCGAGGAACUGAUCAACGAGUCGAAUAACAGCGAAGGCCUAGCGCAAUUCAUCGAAGUCGAACCGGCAAUUGACAGCCUUAAUUUAAGUUUGCUGAAGAAUGUCUCACCAAUACGCUACUCGGACGUGACCGAUGACCGCGAGGAGGAUAACACCGCCGCUGGUAUAAAUCAACAGAUGAGAGUGUCUAUCAAUAAUCGUGCCAUAAAAUCGCCUUCACCAUCGCCAGCAAAGAAGGCAGCCAUAUCGCCUGUUAGGGAAGUAAAGAGAAAAAUAAUAAAAGCUCGAAAGAAGCCAGUUGAAGAGGUCAAAGCCAGUCCACGUAAAAAGUUGUCAGCACGUGGCGCUGAUUUCUCACCGACAACUGAGAAGUCCACACGCACGACUGGAAGAAAAUCUAGACCAACAACACCGAAGCAACACAAAGAUCGCAAAAGUCAAAAUAUCAGCUCCAACGAGUUGCGUGCUAUGAAAAAUAUCGUACUAACCAAAUCGAUUGAGGAUCUUAAAAUGGAAAAGAUGACAAUAUUUGCAAAAAUGACCAGCAUGCAAGAGCGAAUCAUUGAAACAUUGGAUAAGUUGCGUAUCAGCCUAUCAGAGCUUUAUGUACCGGAUAGCCACCAUGAGAAGACAAAGCGUCAAAAAAAUGCCUUCGAAUUCUCUGUAAGAUUUUCACGCAAUUUUCUGUAUCCUUUAAAAGGCAUGAUCGAGGAUCUACACAUAGUUUCGGUGGAACAAUUGUGCAGUGCCUCCUCAAAUGAGGCCACUCUACGUGUGCUCAAUAUUUUUUCACUUAUUCACCAAUCACUGCAGACCUAUUACAAGCAAUUGCGUUACUUUUUGCUCGAUCAGGUGCCGCAAAAGUUGCAUACGCUCAUUGAGUUGGCAGCAACAACGGUGAACAUUUGCCUGGAAAAGCAAAUCUUCGAUCGGAAUGAUGCAAUAAUUGAGUGUUUACAAGAUCGUUGCACUAAAUUUCUAGGUUUUCUGGAGGAUAUGCACGAAGAACGUUUCCUUACGGCGCGUGAUAAUUAUCGUAAAGCAAGUUUUCAUAAUACUGCAUCCAAUUAUAGCCUGAAAAUGUUUAUGAACGAUCUAAAUAUGUACGAGCCAAAAUUGGUGCCGAAAAAUCAUUAUAACCUUCGGCGCAAUCCCAAACAACGUCGCGUUCCAAAUCCUAGCGCGAAAAAUACAAACAUAAAAACGAAGACGAAAACAAAAAUCCACACAACAACUCCAGCAACACCCAAAACAUCACACAUGGUCAUCAUAAAGCCCGAUGGGGAUCAGAUUUCAACUCAGAUCAACGAGUUAACAAACAGCUCGGGUAUCAUUCAUAGCGUAACAGAUAUAUCAGUGCCACCUGCUGAGCCGAGUAUGAAUUCCGAUAAGCAGCCCAACUUGAAUAAGGCGCUCGUCGAGGCAUUGCAAACUGUAACCAAAGAACAAAUGCGACAAGUGCUCCAACCUAUCAUGCAGACGCUUGGUACGGUGCUCGAGAAGAAGAAUGCUUCGAAAACGAUUGAAGAACUACUCAAUGCUUUCGGCAAUAAUUUAAUUUCUCUGGCAGAAGGUGAGAGUAUGAGGAGAACGAGCCCAGAAAAGUACAGUGCCAGCAAGGACAAAGUGCUUGGCGGUGAAGAGUCGAAAGCGGCAAAACAAACUGAACGACAACAGCGUUACCGGCACCGCCACUCAAACAAUGAAUCGACCAAACGCCACGAAGCUGCUGCAGCUGCUGACUUCUUCGGCCAAGCGCCUACGGCGAAUGCCUCCGAAACGGUUAUUUGUGAUAUCGUUGUAGACGAUGAUGAAGAUAAUUAUUAUGACGACGAUGGAUUUGAGAAUAGCGCUAGCGACUUUGUCGACCACGAUGGCGAUGGUGGCGAUGAUGAUGGCAUGGGCAAAGCUAAAGGCGCACCAAUCGACACAACUGAACCCACCGAACCCACGGAACCUAGCGAACGCGCUGAGCUCACUGCGACCGCUGAAAACAUCGACUCAAGGCGCUACUUCCGCGAUGAGUGUGCUAGUAAGCGCAAUAACAACAUCAACCAUAAUAAAGUGGAUCAAUUCAAAUUUAGCGCGUGUGACGCUGGUGACAAGCGCGCCGAUUAUGAUGGCGACGAUGUAGUUAGCGAGAGUGGCUCAGAUUUUGUAAGCUUCGAGGACUCAAGCAAUUUUGAAGUUGUGGGUGCAAUAAAACCGGACAAGAAUAAGGUGAGGGCGCAACAACAGGCAAAACUACAACAACUACCACAGCAUCAUAGCAACAAAAAGGAGCAAGAGCAGCAUAAGAAAGAGCAACAGCAACUAGAGAAACUUGAAGCGUGCCACCAGCCGCACGAUCUCAAGCAGCAUAGGCAGAGUAAACAACAACUGGAGCUUCAGCAGGCAAAAGUAUUGAGCGAGCGCACUGAAAACUAUGACACACACAUCAGACAGCAGGAGCAAUUUUUGCUGCAGCAGGCGUACGAUGAGGAAUCGUUGCAGCGUCACCAGAAAAAUUACAGCGCCGCAAAGCAAAAACCCAGCAACGCUGUCGGCAACAAAACUACGUCUCAGCAAAUAAUUAAACAGUCACGCAAUCUGCAAAAACAACUGGAACAGCAGCUGGAGGAGCAUCAGCGAUGCAUUAUUGCGCAACAUCAACAGCAGCAAUUGCAUCAUGAGCAGCUACAGCAGCAUAAGCUGGUUAAACGCGAGGAGCAACGCAUGAUGCAGGAACAGCAGCAGAUGCAAGCGCAACUGGCGGCACAGAAGCCGCUAACCCGAAAUCAACUGCAAUUGCAAGCGCAACAACAGGCGGGUGGUGCGCCCACUUCGCAUCAUAGCGCACGCGCCAGCAGCUCUCGGCAACAAUCGCCUCGUCGGGCCUCUGCGCUGAGCGCCACCAGCCGCGGCCGAUUGACUACGCGCACAAAUAACCACGCCAGCAGUCGCGCGAGCAUGACUGCCAGCGAAAAGGGAGCGAAAGUGCUGAAAAAGCGUCGCAAUCCGCUCAACUCUCCACCGCCAGUGCCAUCAGUCACGCCUUUGAAUUCGCACCGUACACCGUGCAUCGCCGCUAGCUCCGAUACUGGCGAUGGCGCGAAAAUUCGCCCAUCAUCAUUCACACAGAUGAAGGCUCCAUCGGUGAGACCGUCAUACACCGCGGCGGACAUAGGAUACGAAGGUGGGGACGCCGCCGCCACACUCAAUUCACCUACUACUUGCUCACAAGCGGAAAUGUUGCAAAUGUGCUCAAAGUUAAAGACUGACUUCUUCGAUAUGAUGGUGCCGCUUACGAAUGCGUUUAAUAUUGCAGGCGUUGUCACUGGCGCGGGUAAGGAAGAACAACGGUCACCGAGGCAAUCCACAUCAUCAUCGAGAAAGAGGGCGACUUUAGCCAACAACGAUCGCAUAGAGGCGCUUACCAAUCGUCUUUUCAACUCGGCUGGGCAAGAGAAUAGCACAAAGGGCGCUAGUAACGCGACAGCCAGAGAAGAUGGCGAUGAAAUAUGUGAUCGGGGAACCUCAAUCCCAGUUACGCUCUACACAGGCGAAUCCCCUUAUGAAAAAAUGAAACUAAAGAAAGCCCAACAACGUCUACUUAAACAAUACCUAACAGAGCCAAGACGCGAAGGGCGUAAAAAGGAUGCGUGUCAAGAUUCGAAGAAACCGGAAACUAACGAUUGGAUAGAUGAGAACUCUGGCGAAGAAAGCAAUGAUGCGAGUGAUCUCGAUUGCAAGCCGCCAACGGAAAUAGUGGAAAACGAAAUGAAGUCUAAAAACAUUGCACCAGUUGUUCCACCCUGCACGCUCUGGAAUGUCAGUCCUCGGCAAAAAACAAAACAAAAGAAAGACCUGCGCAUUGAGGAACUCAUUGCCGAGCGUGACCAAUUCUUGCAUUUAUGCAGCAAAAAUCGUUUUUAUGCAAAUCCCAAUUUCAAUCAGCCAUGGAGCGUGUUCUCAAAACUCGCUCACAAGCUAUCCAGCGACAUUGUCGGCAUGAUCGAGGAAGAUUUUAGUAUUGGUGUUUCGAAGUUUGUGCAAGAUUUUCUGGAUAACGAAACAAAGAUCUAGCGUUUGCGACGUAUCCUGCGGUUUUAAUUUUUUUUUUUUUGUUAUGUUGUGUUACUCUUGUAUGUGUGUUCGUUUGUAUACUUAUGUGCAAAUUUGAUUUUCAAGCUUUUAAAAAUUUUCGAGCCAAUUUUGGCUGAUCUGUGUACAGUACAACGAUCCACAUAACUAAUUUUUGCGAGAGUGUCAAAGGUCAAGGUAGAAAACUUGUAAAAACUUGUCAUUUCAAUGCUUUGUCCUUUGACACUUUUUCAAAAAAAAAAUGUACUGUGUCACGCCAAGCUAGCUCAUUUAAAAAUUUUCAAAUAAUUAUUAUCAAUAAUACAAAAUUUUAAGUAUGAAAUGGAUGAAUAAUAAAAGCAGUUACUUAUAUUACAGUUUUGAAUGCAUAAUUUUAUUCCUUUUAAAUUUGCUGCGUAAUUUUGUUUAGGAACAGAACCAAGAACUGGCACAUUAUCGAUACCCAGCAUAUAACAUGUGAUCGAUAAAGCAGUCGAUGUGCUUAAGUGAGGGAUGUACCUCCAGUUAGUGUUACAUAGAUGUGGUGCAAACGGCCCUUAGAAUCCCAGCCGGACUUUUUGCGAUUUGUUCCGACGUCGUCGUUAAGUGUAUGGAGUGCGUAUAUAAGGAGAAAAAUUAUUCGAAAUUAAGUUAAAUACAUAAGUUUCCAGACACAUUGUAAUAGAAGAAGUAUACAGAAACAGGGUAAUCAUUAUGAGUAAAAUAAUUUAA